AUGGGCUCCGUUGACACUAAAGAACAAAAAUACGACAUUCUCAUUGUCGGAGCUGGUCUCUCUGGUGUCUGUGCACUUUAUAACUUCCGGAAACGCUUUCCAUCUUGGCGUGUAGGAGUUCUAGAAAGAGCCGAUAAUGUUGGCGGCACUUGGUACUGCAACCGCUACCCAGGAGCAAGAGUUGACACCGAAUCCCUGUCAUAUGCAUACUCAUGGGAUAAAGAUCUUUUGAACGAAUGGAGCUGGACAGAAUCCUUCUCGACUCAAGCAGACGUCCUCCGCUAUAUUGAGCACGUCUGCGCCAAGCACAACUUGAACAAGGACAUACAAUUCAACACCCGAGUCAAGACAGGCCGCUGGCAGGACAAGAGCAAUACUUGGCUGUUUUGUGAUGAAAAUGGCACCUUCCACCGAACCCGUUUCUUUGUCAGUUGCAUGGGUUUUCUGUCGACCCCAACCCUUCCUGCUAUACAAGAUAUCGAAAAGUUCGAAGGCGAGGCUUUCCACACCUCCCAGUGGCCGAAGGACUUUGACAUGAGUCGUGGCUUGGCCAAUAAGCGAGUCGGUGUGAUUGGAACGGGAGCAACCGGUAUCCAGACCAUCACUGCGAUUUCAAAGGAACCUGUCAAAUCAUUGAGUGUUUUCCAACGUACUGCCAACUGGUCCGCGCCUCUCCGAAACGAGCCUAUCAGUCCACAGCAAAUGAAUAAGCACCGCAGAGAUUACAAUGAUCUUUUCAGAUUAUGCGCCGAGACACCCUCAUGCUUCAUCCACCAGCCCGACCCACGAAAGUCCCUCGAAGUGUCGGCUGAAGAGCGUUUGUCACUAUGGGAGGAAAUCUACGCAAAGCCCGGUUUCGCCAAAUGGCUUGGUACAUUCAGCGACACUUACAACAACCGCGAAGCCAACAAGCUCUAUUCCGACUUCAUGGCCAGCAAAAUCAGAGCCAGAGUACACGAUCCUGAGGUCGCCAAUAGCCUGAUCCCUCAAAACCAUGGUUUCGGUACCAGACGAGUUCCACUUGAGAGUGGCUACUUUGAAGUGUAUAAUCAGCCUAAUGUCCACCUUGUUGAUCUCCAAAAGACCCCAAUUCAAAGGGUCACAAAGGGCGGCAUUAUCACAUCGGAUGACAAAGAGCAUGAGCUAGACGUCCUGAUUUACGCUACGGGUUUCGAUGCCAUCACCGGUGCAUUCAACUCCAUCGACUGGCAAGGAAAAGACGGACGACCCCUUCUCGGCUCCAGCGAUACCAAGCAAAGCGAGCAAGCAAUUUGGGCUGAUCACCGGCCACGCACAUACUUGGGCAUGACAGCUUGCUCUAUGCCUAACAUGUUCAUGGUUCUGGGUCCACACCAACCCUUCGGAAAUGCCCCACGGACAAUUGAGCAUGCUGUGGAUGUUAUUUCAGAUCUUCUGCAAUAUUGCAAGGACAAUAACUACACUUACGUGGAGCCCACCUCAGAGGCCGUUGAAGCAUGGACCGAUCACGUUAUUGAGUGCAGCAAGGGAUCAUUGGCCAACGAAAUCGACAGCUGGAUGACCGGUGUGAAUAAGAAUGUCAAAGGAAAGACAGUUCGCAGUGUCGCGAGGUAUGCUGGUAGUGCCAUUGAGUAUCGUCGGAGAUGCGCUGAGUCUAAGGCUGCUGGUUGGAAGGGCCUAGCGUUUGCUCAGCUUUCAACUGCUGCUAGGCUUUGA
Molecule: messenger RNA, 1695 nt
Organism: Penicillium soppii
Lineage: Eukaryota; Fungi; Ascomycota; Eurotiomycetes; Eurotiales; Aspergillaceae
Product: flavin-containing monooxygenase
Exons: 1
Coding region: 1-1695 (564 amino acids)
Molecular function (GO): flavin adenine dinucleotide binding; NADP binding; N,N-dimethylaniline monooxygenase activity
Source: RefSeq, a predicted model, not a curated record